Plodia interpunctella (Indianmeal moth) is the source of this 1795-nucleotide messenger RNA. RefSeq names its product retinol dehydrogenase 12-like. The record is from RefSeq and is a predicted model, not a curated record. The coding region runs from base 389 to 1369 and encodes 326 amino acids. The transcript has a single exon. Lineage: Eukaryota; Metazoa; Arthropoda; Insecta; Lepidoptera; Pyralidae.
AACGCAACAAUUAGUAUUCCAAGGGAGACGUGCGCGUACACAUUAUUCAGCAUUUAUUCUAUUUAACUAGCUGUUUUUCGCGAUUCCAACCGCAUUCAUUUAAACAUUAUUUACGAAAUCGGUACAGAGAACUAAUGUGCUUUUUGUACUACCCCUCUCAAUAGCUGCCCUUUAGGAUUUGUUUUAAAAACCUUAUGUAACUUCGUGUAUUAUAAAACGUUGGACGAUACGUGUCGCUCGCACGCAAAUUCCAUGUAAACUGUUCAAUCUGCAACGCAAGCUACAAACGGACAGACUGGCGUUUGAAUUAUUAGUGUAGAUGUAAAACAGCAGUCGCAGCAUAUUAACAAACAUCUACAGUAUAACUUUGCCCACAUUACACGACAUCAUGCUCGCGCUCUGCUACACGUUAACAAUUUUAUUCAAAUUAAUUUCAUACGUCGCCUUAUCGUUCAUUGUUCUUGUUAUCGGACUAAAAUUAUGGCUGGAACCAACGAAAGGAGUCUGCAAAUGUAAAACAACUCUAGAGAACAAAGUAGCUCUCAUCACUGGAGGAAAUUCUGGCAUCGGACUUGAAACAGCCAGAGAUCUAGCUAGAAGAGGAGCGAGAGUCAUCAUUGCCAGCAGAAAUGACAAGAAAUCUAAAGAGGCAGUCGAAGAUAUUAUUGCUACAACUGGUAAUCACAACGUGGAAUAUAAACAUUUAGAUUUGUCGAAAUUCACAAAUGUCAGAAAAGUAGCUGAAGAUAUCAACAAAUCUGUUGGUCGUCUGGAUAUUUUAGUGAACAACGCGGGGUGUGGUAUAGGAGGAGGGGUCACUGAAGAUGGGAUAGAUAACAUUAUGCAGAUCAACUAUUUGGGACCAUUCUUACUCACGAACUUACUUAUGGAUAAACUGAUAGAAUCGAGACCCAGCAGGAUCGUCAUAGUGUCUUCAUUCGCCCAUCAUGUGUCUUAUUUCGACCCGGAAGAUCUCCGUGGAUUGAAGUACUUGUUUUUUGGUGUUUGGUUCAGAUAUGCUAACAGUAAGUUGUGUAAUAAUAUUUGGACCAGAGCAUUAUCAGAUAGACUUCCAAACGGUGUGACAGUCAAUUGUUUACACCCGGGCGUAGUGUACACAAACAUUUUUGACACUCUGCAUCCAGUUUUAAAGAGUUUUGUACUGAUGAUUAUCAAAUGUGGAUUUUUCAAGAGUCCUCAAGAAGGGGCACACACAACUAUACAUUUAUGUGUUUCACCAGACUUAGAAAACGUGUCAGGGAAGUAUUUCUGUGAUUGUAAAGUGUAUGAGAUGUCUAGAAAGGCGUAUGAUGAGGUUCUUGUGGAAAAGGUUUGGAACGAUAGUAUUAAAUUGAUUAGCAAUAAGUAAACGAAUGAGGUUUUUCAUUCUCAUAUUCCCACGCUUCCUCGCUUUCCCACGAAAAGCAAAAAAUACUAAUUAUUUUAUUUUUAAUUCAUCUUUAUAAAUAACUCUCUCCCGUAGUUACGUAACAUUUAUUUUCAAAUAUAUAAGCGUCUGCUGUUACGGGAAGCCAAUAAAUGAAACUGUACUACAACCGGUGUAAUGUAGAGAGACAAAUAUCGGUGAGAGACGUUAUUGUAUUUAUAUGGAGCUAAUAUGCAAUGAGAAAUGAAUGUAAGUGAGAAUGACUGAUACCAUUCAAAUUUAAAAAUAGGUAUUGCCGUCACAUAAAUUGGCAUUUCUCUUAGGCAUGUAUCGUGUACAAUUUACAUUGCCAUUAGUUGCGUAAAAUUUUGGGUUAUUUGUCGAAUAAAUAUAUAAAUUAUUCAUAAA